Molecule: messenger RNA, 936 nt
Organism: Hydractinia symbiolongicarpus
Lineage: Eukaryota; Metazoa; Cnidaria; Hydrozoa; Anthoathecata; Hydractiniidae
Exons: 1
Coding region: 1-936 (311 amino acids)
Source: RefSeq, a predicted model, not a curated record
AUGGGAAAAUCCAGAGUCGCCCCGUUGAAUCCAAAAUCUCUCACAAUACCAAAAUUAGAAUUACAAGCUGCUGUCUUGGCUACAAGAAUGAGAGAAUCAAUAUUGAGUAGUCUUUCCAUGGACCUCAGUACCAAAUUUUGGACAGAUUCACAAAUAGUUUUGAAAUAUAUCUCGAAUGAAAACCGAAAAUUUCCAGUAUUCGUUAUGAAUCGCAUCAAUGAAAUUCGUACUACGACUGACGUCAAUUCGUGGCGUUUUGUGCCAGGAACUCUGAACCCAGCAGACAAUGCUACAAAAUAUGUACCACUAUCAUCGAUCAAGAAUUCCAGAUGGUUAACCGGUCCAUCGUUUUUAAUAGAAGAAGAAUGCAAUUGGCCAGACCAAAACCAAAAUGUCAUUCAAAGUGAAGAAGACGCAGAUAUUACCAACUUUCAGUCAACUAGUAAUGCAAUACCAGAGAAAACAUCCUUUAUCAAAUGGGAAAGUUAUUCCGAUUGGCAAAAACUCUGUCGCCACAUUGCGUGGAUUGUCAAAUUAAAACGAAAUUGGUUGUUAUUAAAAAGGGGAGGAUCUGAACCUGAAAAAUUUGAUUACCUGACCGUUGAUAAAAUUGAAGCAACAAAGUUACAGUUGUAUAGCAUCUCACAACAAGAAUCCUACCCAUCAGAAUUCGAAAAUCUACAAUCACACAAGAAACUACCAAAAAGAUCACCACUUGUAGCUUUGAGACCAAUGAUGCAAAACAAUUUGAUUCGUGUUGGAGGAAGAAUUGGUUUAAUCGAUAUACCAUUUGGGUCGAAGAAUCAAGUGAUAAUCUCGCCGAAACACCACAUUGCACGACUCAUAAUUCAACACAUUCAUCAUACAAACUUCCAUGUUGAACAAAACGCCAUACUAGACAAAAUAUUUGGAUUCCGACUGGAAAAUCCUUUGUGA